This is a messenger RNA of Macrosteles quadrilineatus (aster leafhopper), 3798 nucleotides long. RefSeq lists its product as uncharacterized. Gene Ontology annotation, molecular function: nucleic acid binding. NCBI's taxonomy places the organism in Eukaryota, Metazoa, Arthropoda, Insecta, Hemiptera, Cicadellidae. The transcript is spliced from 4 exons. The coding region runs from base 1 to 3798 and encodes 1265 amino acids. The record is from RefSeq and is a predicted model, not a curated record. Gene Ontology annotation, biological process: DNA integration.
AUGGUCAACUUGGGAUAUCCCAGGAUAUCCACUGGAAUGCUUGAACCUGUUGUAACACCUACUCCACCUCCAGCUUCUCUGCGCCUGCCUAAAUUUGAGUUGCCUAAAUUUAGUGGAUUGUCUAGUCAACUCAAUCCAACUAAAACCACAAUCCUUCUUGGUACAUGUUUAGUUCAUGUCUCUUCACAACAUGGUCAACAUACUGUACUCCGUGCUGUGCUCGACUCCGCUGCCCAACUUACCCUUAUAUCAGAGAAAGCUAUUCAACUCAUCAACGCCCCACGUACUCGACUCCAUGAUGAAAUAAAAGGAAUCUCUGGUGCAGUUAUUAAUUCUAGAGGUAUCGUACAUGUCAACAUGUCUGCGAUCAAUGGAAAUCCUUUGGCUAAAAACCAUCCUUGUAUGGUUUUGAGUAGUAUCACAUCACCCCUGCCUCAGAUACCAGUUUCACACCAGGUUAAGGAAUCUUUGAAACAUUUUAUCCUAGCCGAUCCCUGUUUCGAUCAGCCUGGAGAGAUAGAUUUACUUAUCGGUGCAGACUUAUUUGCCCUAACCCUCACAGGCGAACAGCAUAGAUUAGGACAAAAUUUACCUCAAGCUCUUGGAACCAUUUUCGGUUUUGUUGUGAUGGGCCUCGCUCCUGUAGCCUCUGUAGCAGGAAACUCAUCAAACACAUUUCCCAUCUCACUCUUGACAACUCAUGAUUUGGACCUUCAUAAUUCACUUCAAAAAUUCUGGACGCUAGAAGAACCCCCAAUACGGAUCAAGGCUCAGACUGAGGAAGAUACCCUCUGUUUACAACAUUUUGAAAACACCCAUAGACGUGAUGACUCAGGUCGUUACAUAAUCGAGCUGCCCAAGAAACCAAAUCAUUCCCCUCUUGGUGAAUCUUGUACCAAAGCACAAUUGAGACUUAGCUCGAUGGAAAGGAAAUUCUCUAAUCAACCCGAGUUACAAAGGCUCUAUUCUGAAUUUAUGGAUGACUACAUUGAAUCAGGUCAUAUGACUAUUUGUAAAGAACCUCCUACCUCUGAAUACUAUUAUUUGCCUCACCACGGUGUCUUCAAGGAGAAUCCCCCGAAUUCAAAAAUACGUGUUGUUUUUGACGGCAGCGCUAAAACUACUAAUGGCAUAUCAUUGAACGACAUUCUCAUGCCCGGUCCCAAACUUCAAAAUGAUAUCAGUGAUGUUUUAUUGUAUUUUAGAUGUCAUAAAAUUGUAUUCACCUGUGACAUACGUCAAAUGUAUCGUCAGAUCUUGGUUUCUGAUAAGGACAAAAGUUAUCAAAUGAUAUACUGGCGUGCUAGUCCAGAUGAUCCACUCCAAACGUACAAACUCAAUACAGUUACAUAUGGGCUUAAUUGUUCCCCUUUUAUUGCAAUCAAAACCUUGCACCAGCUAGUUUUGGACGAAGGUCAACCAUACCCACAAGCUUCUGAUAUCUUGACCAAGUCUAUCUUCUAUGAUGAUAUUAUAGCUGGAGCUGAAGAUCUCGAUAAAGCUAUGUCAGCUCAAAAUGAACUGAAAACAUUGCUGUCUAAAGGCGGUUUUGAACUCCGUAAGUGGAUCAGUAAUGCACCCCAACUCUUGGAUCAGAUUCCAGUCGAACACAAAGAAUCACCAGUGGAGUUGACUGAUGGUAGUGAGGCCUUCUACAGUGUAUUGGGUUUAAGAUGGACCCCAGAGACAGACAUGCUCUCAUACAAAGUAAAGAAUGUUGAAGUAGGCCACUUGCUAACCAAGAGAAUGAUUCUCUCAACAAUCGCUAAACUCUAUGAUCUCCCAGGAUUUCUCACACCUGUAAUAUUUUGGGCUAAAACACUCAUUCAAUAUCUUUGGACCACAGGUCUAAAAUGGGAUGAUCCAAUUCAAGAUGAGAUAAGAACAAAAUGGAUUUCCUUUUUAGAAGAACUACCCGUGAUCCAAAACCUAAGGAUCCCACGUUACAUCUUUACCUCAACUCAUAAGCUUGCAGAACUUCAUGGUUUCAGCGAUGCUUCGGAGAAAGGAUAUGCUGCAGUAGUCUACCUCCGUGUGAUCAACUUAUCGAAUGAUGUUAAAAUUAAUCUGAUAAUGGCCAAAUCUAAAGUCGCCCCACUAAAAAGAGUAUCUCUGCCUCGUCUCGAACUGUGCGGUGCUCACCUACUUGGAAAGCUCCUGCAAUACUGUUCAAAUCUUCUUUCGUCCCACAUUAAGAUUGACUCGAUGUAUGCUUGGUGUGACUCUACCAUUGUUCUUACAUGGAUAUGCACUCACCCCUAUCGCUUAAAAGUCUAUGUGGCCAACCGUGUCUCAGAACUACAAGAAUUAAUCUCUCCUGAAUCAUGGCAUUACGUCAAGUCCCUAGACAACCCAGCAGAUUGUGCAACCCGAGGACUCUCCCCAUCUCAACUCUUAAGCCACCAAUUGUGGUGGAAGGGACCUGAAUGGUUAUACUUGUCAUCAGAUCUUUGGCCAAAGCCCGAAUUCAGUUUAAUCACUGAUCAAGACACUCUUGAAGUCAAACCAAAUCCCUUGAAUGUCCUAGUUAACGUUGAAAAGUUAGAAAAUGACAGAUUUGAUUUACUUGAAAAAUUCUCAUGCUUUAGAAAACUUGUAAAUGUCACUGCUUAUGUUCUACGAUUCAUCCAUUAUCUUCGUGGCAACGCCCGACUAGCUGGACAACUUAGUUAUAAAGAGAUCUCUUCUGCUAAAAUGAAUCUCUUCAAACUCAUUCAAAUUUCAUCUUUCAAGGAUGACAUCACAGCUCUGAAAAAGGGCACUCAGUGCAGCUUAAGACUGGCUCGGUUAUCACCUUACAUUGACGAUAACGGUUUGUUGAAACCUACAAAUCAACCUCCACUUAUGGGAGACUUACCCGAAACUCGACUACGGCCUGUAAGACCAUUCUGUCAUACUGGCAUGGAUUAUAGCGGUCACUUUGAAGUGAAAGUACACACCACUAGGAAUUCUCAAAAGCUUAAGUCAUACCUCUGCCUAUUUGUUUGCUUUACCACAAAAGCGGUGCACUUGGAAGUUGUAACUGAUCUCUCAGUGGACUCAUUCAUUGCUGCUCUUAAAAGAUUUGUUUCUCGUCGUGGACUUUGUGCUCACCUAUACUCUGAUUGUGGAACAAACUAUGUCGGUGCCUCCAAGCAACUAAAUAAGACCUUCCAGAAUUUCAUUGAUGAAAGGAAUACUCAAGAUGCUCUCACUAACUUCGCCCUCGAUCAUUCAAUUAAUUUUCAUUUCCAACCACCAGCCGCGCCUCACCAAGGAGGCCUUUGGGAGAGUGCCAUAAAGAGCUCAAAGUACCAUCUCAAGAGAGUAAUUGGAGAUCAAAUUCUAACACUAAUGGAGCUGAUAACUCUUGUCACGCAGGUGGAAGCAGUAUUGAACUCUCGUCCACUAACAGCUCUAUCAGCAGAUCCAUCUGACAUCACAGCACUCACCCCAGGUCAUUUCCUCAUCGGGACAUCUCUUGUUGCAGUACCUGAAGUAAAUGUAUCCGAUAUUCCUGACAAUCGACUAAAGCAUUGGCAAACAGUUCAGGCUCUACAUCAACGCUUCUGGAGAAGGUGGCACCAAGAGUAUUUGCACCAGCUUCAACAAAGGAAAAAGUGGAUAAAGCCAAACAAGAAUCUUGAAGUAGGCGAUUUAGUCAUUAUCCAUGACCCAAAAACACCACCACUUCUCUGGCCUCUUGGUCGCAUUGUGAAAACAUCACCUGGAGCAGAUGGCAUCGUUCGAGUUGUCUCCAUCAAGACUUCGAGAGGAAUCUUCUGUCGCCCUGCUACCAAGGUGUACCCGCUCCCCUAA